Paramecium octaurelia is the source of this 153-nucleotide messenger RNA. The record is from the annotation of a GenBank genome assembly. Lineage: Eukaryota; Ciliophora; Oligohymenophorea; Peniculida; Parameciidae.
AUGACUUUUAUUGGUGUGUUUGAUUUUAUGAUUUUGGUUUCAAAAAAAAUUUUGGUACUUGUUUUUAAUUUAUUUUAGAAUAAGCGAAUGGAUAUGAUGGUAAAAAAUGCUCAGCAAUAUUUGAUAUAUAGACUUUUGGAGUUUGAUUGCUGA